Messenger RNA from Passer domesticus (house sparrow), 2625 nucleotides. Its product is annotated as 1,25-dihydroxyvitamin D(3) 24-hydroxylase, mitochondrial. Gene Ontology annotation, cellular component: mitochondrial inner membrane. Gene Ontology annotation, biological process: cholesterol metabolic process; cortisol metabolic process; glucocorticoid biosynthetic process. Bases 12 to 1538 code for a protein of 508 amino acids. The record is from RefSeq and is a predicted model, not a curated record. Lineage: Eukaryota; Metazoa; Chordata; Aves; Passeriformes; Passeridae. Gene Ontology annotation, molecular function: heme binding; iron ion binding; monooxygenase activity. The transcript has 12 exons.
GGCUGCUAUAAAUGCACCUAUGCGAGCCCGGGGCCGGCACCGCGGCCAUGGCAGGCUGCAGCAUCCUCCUCCUCCUCCUCUCCCGGCGGCUCCCCGCCCGCACCUGCGGCCGCGCCGCGUCCUCGCUGAGCGCCCUGCGGCCGGCGGAGACGCUGCCCGGGCCGCCCAGCUGGCCGCUGAUGGGCAGCCUGCCCGACGUGCUCUGGAAGGGGGGGCUCAAGAGGCAGCACGAGACCCUGGCUCAGUACCACCGCAGGUUCGGCAAGAUUUUCCGCAUGAAGCUGGGCGCCUUCGACUCGGUGCACAUCGCGGCGCCGUGCCUGCUGGAGGCUCUGUACCGCCGCGAGAGCGCCUGCCCCCAGCGCCUGGAGAUCAAGCCCUGGAAAGCCUAUCGCGACUAUCGCGACGAGGCCUACGGGCUGCUCAUCCUGGAGGGGAAGGACUGGCAGAGGGUGAGAAGUGCCUUUCAGAAGAAGCUGAUGAAGCCCCGGGAAGUUGUGAAGCUGGACACGACCAUCAAUGAGGUCCUGGAGGACUUUAUGUACAGAAUAGAUGAAAUUUGUGACCACAAUGGACAGAUGGAAGACGUCUAUUCAGAAUUCAACAAAUGGUCUUUUGAAAGUAUCUGCCUGGUGCUGUAUGGGAAGAGGUUUGGCCUCCUGCAGCAGGACGUAGAAGAAGAAAGUCUGAACUUCAUCAAGGCUGUAAAAACGAUGAUGGCCACCUUCGGGAUGAUGAUGGUGACCCCUGUGGAGCUGCACAAGGGGCUCAACACCAAAGUCUGGCAAGCUCACACCAAAGCAUGGGAUGAUAUAUUUAAAACAGCCAAGCACUCCAUCGACAGCCGGCUGCAGAAGCACUCUGCCAACCCCCAGGGGGAUUUUCUGUGUGACAUCUACUCGGGGGGACAGCUGUCCAGGAAGGAGCUCUACGCGGCCAUCGCGGAGCUGCAGAUCGCGGGCGUGGAGACGACAGCCAACAGUUUGCUGUGGGCUCUGUACAACCUCUCCCGCAAUCCACACGUGCAGCAGAAGCUUUUCCAGGAAAUCCAGAGAGUUUUGGCUGCUCAGAAGAGCCCGAGUGCUGAGAGCCUGAGGAACAUGCCCUACCUAAAAGCCUGUCUGAAAGAAUCCAUGAGAUUAACCCCAUCAGUGCCUUUCACCACCCGCACCAUCGACACAGAAAUGGUGCUGGGAAAUUACAUGCUGCCCAAAGGGACCGUGCUGAUGAUCAACAGCCACGCCCUGGGCUGCAGCGAGGACUAUUUCAGGGGCUGGCCCGAGUUCCGGCCCGAGCGCUGGCUGCACAAGGGCUCCAUCCACCCCUUCUCCCACGUCCCCUUCGGCGUCGGCAGGAGGAUGUGCGUGGGGCGCCGCGUGGCCGAGCUGCAGCUGCACCUGGCCCUCUGCUGGCUGAUCCGCAGGUACCGCGUGGUGGCCACGGACCGCGCGCCGCUGGAGACGCUGCACUCGGGGAUCCUGAUCCCCAGCAGGGCCCUGCCCAUCGCCUUCCAGCCACGAGCAGGUUGCAAAAAUUAAAGGACAGCCCUGCUGCUGCUGCCUCCUCUUGAAAGAGAGACAUCAGCUGUGGGAGCCAAAGCUCCAGGGAAGAACUGCACCACAUCCCUUGAACAACUGCUGAGCCAGGAACAGCACCAGGAAAAGCUCCCAGACCCUUUUAUUGGGAAAAAUGUGCUUAAAAGGAGAGGAAAAUACCAAGUGCUUUCCUAGAGCUGUGGAAAUCCAGGGAUUUAGUGCAGGACGAGGAGCCCUGGGGGGUGUUGAACAGCCCAGUUUGGGGAGAGCUGCCUCCAGUUUGGGACCAGUCAGGGCUGGGCUGGCCCUGGGAGCUCGGAGUGGGAGAGGAAACUGCCUCAGUCCUUCUCAAAUUACCAGAGAAGGGAGUUGGGAGUCUGGAAAAAGGCUAAAACAGGGCUGGGAAAUUGGGAUCAGGAAAGAAAUAGAUUUCCUUGGCAUUCUUCAUUUCCUGGGUAGGAGGGAAAUAGGGACAAAUGCACCUGGCAGGAUUUCUGGCUUGCUUUGAGCAGUUGCAGCCUGUGCCUGACACAGCCUCUGCCCUUCCCCAUGGAUUUCCAUCCCUCAGCUCCUGCACCACCCAUUUUAUCCCACUUUUAUUGUAAAGGCUUCGUGGCCUUUCAUAGCAUGAGAAGAAAUGGAACCUCUGGAAUCCUAUGGGUUCUGCCUCUGCAGGGUGAUGAUGAUCCUAACAGGAUACUUACAUGAGAUGAACACAAAAUUAUGCUUCCAAGAACAAUUCCGCAGGAAAUGAGGACCCUAAACAUUUCCAGGGGGUUUAUUUCUCGUGGAUACUGCAAUAUCUAAAGGUUCAAAUUGUCACUGCCCUCCAUGCAAUACUGGAUUUUGGCUGUUAUGGUCGCUGGUUUUACACUUUUGCAGUUUCAAGCACAGCUUUAUUUCUAUAUAUAACCCUGAAUUUAUUUUUUUACAGGCUGAAAUGAUGCAAGUUCUUGGUACUUGUUGGUCUGCCUCUUGUUUUUCAUUUGUUUCUUCUCCUCUGUUAUGCUCAGACAUGUAAAUCUACCCCCAUAACAAUGUAUAAAACAAUUUGUGCAUUAUCUGAAUAUUUCUAGGCAGUUUUGUAAGA